ACUACGCCGUCAAGAAAAUCUCUACCUCGACAGAAGUUCUUCCUUAUGUCCUAACAACAAAAUGCUUUACUUGGUGGUGAAGAGAAGGCGAUCAAGUUAAAGGACAAACAAUAACCAGGCUGAUGAUGUUGCUGCUGGACUCGGUGUGGCUGCUGUUGGCCUUCUCUCUGGUGUUUCCCCCUGUGUCUGUCGGAGCCUGUUCAACUCAGGAGUUUAGCUGCUCUCAGGAGUUAUGUGUGCCUGAGGACUGCGUGUGUGACUUCACCGACAACUGUGGAGAUGGCAGCGACGAGGAAGACUGCUCCAGAUAUAAGAGGUGUGACUUUGAGGAGGGAUUCUGUGACCUGAUCCAGAGCUCAGAGUCGCUCUCUAAUUGGACCAGAACGACUGAGAUCCCGGGACUUAAACAUGAUCACGCCAACAACACAUCAGCACAUUUCCUGUCGCUUUUACCAGUCAGAGGAAACAUAACCACAGCAGAACUGACCAGUCCUGUCUUCCUGCCCAGUCAGACGUGCCAGAUGAGCUUCUACCAUUAUGUCGGGGCAAAGCAUGGUGGUCUUCAGGUCUGGGUUCAGUCUCAUACUCAGAGUGCAGAGGUGUGGGGAAACUCCACACAACCACAGAUGGAAAUGUGGCUGCGGACGGUGAUUAAGUUUUCCAGCAAUGACAGUUUUCAGGUGCUGAUUCGAGGGCAACUUUCAGCUGACAGCGAAGCCUCCGAGGUCCUGGCCAUCGAUGACCUAUCCUUCAGCCCCGGCUGCGUGACUGUGCCUGCGAGCAGUGUGCCCCCUCCUCCUGUUUGCCCUCCCUCGAGGUUUGCCUGCGACACUGGGGAGUGUAUCGAGGAGAGCAAAGUGUGUGACUUCACCCCACAUUGUCCCCAUGGGGAGGACGAAGCCAACUGCCCCUCUGAGUGCAACUUUGAGGGCGGUUCUUGUGGCUGGUACGAGCUCACCCUUGGCGAUGGCUUCGACUGGGUCAGGGGCUCUUCUGUGGAGGUACCUCCACACUAUUAUGGCCACCCACCACCUCUGGAUCACUCCACAAACAGCACAGAGGGCCACUUUAUGUUUAUACUGAAGAACAGUAGCAGUCUUUUCCCGAGGGCUGUUCUCAGAGGACCCUGGUUCAGACAAUCGGCCUCCGGGUGCACAAUGACCUUUUGGCAUUAUAACUCAGGCAUAUCUGUGGGAGCUGCAGACAUGUACCUUCGAAUCAAAGGAGUCCAAAACAACACUGUCAUAUGGAGGACAUUGUACGACCAGGGCACCCGCUGGAACCAGGUCACCGUACAGCUGGGACGCAUCACCCAGCCCUUCCAGAUUGCUCUGGCUAAGAUCAGCCUCGGUGUGUUUGAUGGCGUCUCCGCCUUGGAUGAUGUCACCUUCAAGAACUGCUCGAUGCCCCCGGCAGUGGUGGAGUGUCCCGCGCACACACAUUUCCACUGUGCGAGUACCAAAGCGUGUGUGGAGCACCUGCAGCUCUGUGACCUUGUGGAUGACUGUGGGGAUGGAUCCGACGAGGAGGGAUGUUCUCCAGAGUUCCAGUGUAACUUUGAGCGUGGGCUGUGCAGCUGGAAGCAAGAACAGAGUGGAGGAGAUGUGUUUGACUGGACCCGCAUCCAAGGCCCGACUCCGACCUUUAACACAGGGCCCUGGAAGGACCACACACUGGGCACCAGCUACGGGCACUACCUCUACAUCGAGUCCUCCUUUCCUCAGGAGUUCAAGGACACAGCUGUGUUGCUGAGCAGAGUCUUCCAACCCACCCACCAGCGUGGCAAAGACCCGUCCAGGUCCCACCACCACUGUGUGUUCCGCUUCCAUUACCACAUGUUCGGCUCGCACGUCUUCUGCCUGGCAGUGUACAUCAGGACUACCUCUACAGGCCGUGGGCACAUGCUAUGGGUACGAUAUGGAGACCAAGGAAACCUCUGGCACAGGAAGACUCUCUACCUCAACAGCGCUCGGCCUUUCCAGAUUUUAAUUGAAGGUACAGUUGGAGAUGAUUUUAACGGAGACAUUGCGAUUGAUGACCUUUCCUUCCUGAACUGCAACCCAUAUGAGGGAGAGCUCCCCACAGCGAAUAACACAACCCCUGUGGUGACCCCUCCAGCUCCCACAGUUCAGCCCCACAGUUGCCCUGAUGGAGAGUUUGUUUGUGGGGCACAUGGGGAGUGUGUUGCCAACAGCAAAGUGUGUGACUUCAGACAGGACUGUUCUGAUGGCUCAGAUGAACUGCACUGUGUGAAGGAACGGUGCCAUUUUGAAGGCAGUGAUACUUGUGGUUGGAAGAGCGUCGACUCCUCUUUGGUCCCAAUCCACACAUUUCGUUGGAUCGCCGACCAAGGGGAGAGUAUUCAUAACGGAGAGCAGUAUCACCGUCCUAUAAACGACCACACCCUAGGCAGUCCUGAGGGUUGGUAUAUGUGUGCAGACAGUUCAAAUGGCGGCUAUGGACAAACCACUGACCUCAAGACACCUGUCAUCUCCUCCACUGGGCCACAGUGCACCCUGGACUUCUGGUACUACAUGAGCGGCUUCACAGUGGGAUCACUGCAAGUGCUGUUGAAGUAUGGAAACGUCUCUCAUGAGGUUUGGUCUCAGACUGGUAACCAAGGCAACAAAUGGAGACGAGGAGAAGUGUUUUUGGGGUUAUCAAACAACUUCCAGGUGGUGUUCAGGGCGAAGCGAGGGAUCAGCUACAUGGGUGAUGUGGUGAUAGAUGAUGUCAGCUUCCUGCACUGCUCCCCUCCUCUUCCGUCAGACCAGUCGUGUACACCUGAGCAGUACGCCUGCGCUAAUGGCCACUGCAUCCCACAGGACAACCUGUGUGACUUCAUCAACCACUGCGGGGACAACUCUGAUGAGGACCACUACAUCUGCAACGGCUUUAGCGGACGCUGCAGUUUUGAGUUCGACCUCUGUUCCUGGCGCCAGAGCCGAGAGGAUAACUUUGAUUGGCUGAUCAAAGCGGGCAGCACUCCGACAGUUGGCACCGGGCCAUCGACGGACCAUACCCUGAGAGACCCCUCUGGGCACUAUCUCUACCUGGAGAGCACCUUCCCCCAGGCAGCUGGAGACACCGCCUGCAUAUCAGGACCCUUACUAAGCCGCAGGAGCUCACAGUGCAAGAUGCGUUUCUAUCUCCACAUGUCUGGAGACGGCAUCGGGACCCUCAGUGUGUUCGGGAAAAGCGAAGGACGUCUUCAUCUCCUUCUGAACCUGACUGGAGAUCAGGGCAACUACUGGCAGAUGAAAGAAAUCCCACUGAGCUUCACCGGGGACUUUCAGGUCAUGUUUAAGGGCAAGGUGGGCCGAAGUCCAAAGGGUGACAUCUGCCUGGAUGACAUCACUUUCUCUCCAGGAUGUCUGCUCGCCUCCUCAGCUGCAGUAGAGGACAACACUCCUCCGCCUCCUGCAGGCUCCUGUCCUUCAGGCUUCCUGCCUUGUGAAAAUGGCCAGUGUUUCACUCCGGGGCAGAGCUGUGACUUCACAGAUGACUGUGGCGAUGGCACUGAUGAAAAGGAUUGCGGGACUUCCUGCACCUUUGAGAACGGUCGCUGUGGCUGGAAGAGCUCCCUGGCCGAUAACUUAGACUGGACACUAGGGGUUGGAUCUAUCAAAAGCAUACGGCCUCCAUACGAUCACACGUUGAUGGAUGAAACUGGUCAUUUUGUCUUUUUGGAAGCUACACCGGUGGGACUCAGAGGUGAUAAAGCUCAUCUCAGGAGCUCUGUUUGGAAAGAGUCGAGCGCCAUCUGCAAGCUCUCCUUCUGGUACUACAUUUCCCACAAGGCCUCAGGAACAAUCCGCCUGCUGAUCAAGACAGAGAACGAUCUGUGGGAGGUGUGGAACAAAACGGGGCACCAAGGGAAUAAAUGGAACCAAGCAGAGAUCCCUCUGAGGAAGCUGAGGAACUUUGAGGUGAUAUUUGAGGGGAUUCGCUCGAGGGACGUGAGUGGAGGAGCUGCUCUGGAUGACCUGGAGUUCAUAGACUGCGCUCCAAAUGUUGUGGAGCCACUCAGUUGUCCUGCAGUCACAGACUUUGUGUGUCGCAGUGGCCACUGCAUUGAGUCCCACCUGAUGUGCGACAACAAGGCCGACUGUGCUGAUGAAUCAGAUGAGAUAGACUGUGAACCCAUGGAGCACUUUCCAGGAGCUUGCAAUUUCAACUUGGAUGAAAGCCAGUGGGAAGAGACGUGCAAGCUUUCUCAGGACACUGAUGAUGACUUUGAUUGGAGGAUUGGUCAUCGGAGGGAGACACCAGGAACUGGACCUCACACUGACCACAGUGUUGGUGGUGGAGGGAACUUUCUCUUCAUACACUCAGCCACUCAGAGGGAGGGUGACGUUGCCAGGGUAACAACCAGGAGUCCAUUUCCAGCCAGCAUCGGCCAGUGUCACCUCCGCUUCUGGUUCUACAUGUAUGGCUCUGACAGGAUGGGAACGCUGAAGGUCUACACUGUUGGACCCACUGGCACCAGUCUGCUGAUGUGGGCAGCCACUGGAAACCACGGUAACCAGUGGACAUAUGCUAAUGUCAUCCUGUCUAACCCAGCACCUUUCAGAGUGACCUUCCAGGCAGAGGUGGGCGGAGACAUGUGGACAGACAUUGCCUUGGAUGACAUUUCCUACACUGCGAAAUGUUUGAUAGAAGGACCAGUAACUCCCCAGCCUCUGACCUGCGCCGUGGACCAGUACCAGUGUACGUACUCCUUCCAGUGUAUCCCAGAGAGUUGGAGAUGUGAUGGAGAGCUGGACUGUGCCGACCAGUCUGAUGAAGAGUUUUGUCCCACUGUGGUACCCGGUACUGUUCCUCCUCAGGAUCGCUGUCCUAUUGGACAUUACCAGUGUUUGAAUGAUCUCUGCCUGCCCUCCAUAUUGCGCUGUGACGGCGUCCCAGACUGCCCCGAUGGGGAAGAUGAGUACAGCUGCCCUCUGCUGCAGUGCGAGUUGGGAGAACUGGUGUGUGAAGGUUCACCUGGUUGUAUCCCACUUCAGAAGCGCUGUGACCAGUCUGACGACUGUCUGCCAUUUCACUCGGAUGAGUCCAGCUGCCAUGAUUGCCCUCGGCUGUACUGCCUGGAUCACGGCUCAUGCCAUGUGGAGAGACACGGGCCUGUUUGCAUCUGUUAUCCAGGAUGGACAGGCAACCGUUGCCAUGUGAAGGAGAAACCAUCUCUCUCAACCUCGUCACCCAAACCAGAGGACACACAGCUGGAUGCUGUGUAUGUUGGCAUCACCAUCGGCCUGCUGCUGCUUGUACUCGGAGUUGCUGUCUGCUUUCUGGCAUUAUUCAAGGAAAGAUGCUGUUUAAUAAAGACCAACCUGAUGGACUACGGGGUGAUGGAUAACCCAGGCUUUGACGGGAGAGCAGAGCACCCGUCCCUCCACGAAAGGCCAGGCGGUUGUCCCAGACUUAACGCCAAGACGAGUGAUGGUCGGGGGCUUUCCAUCAGUGUCUACCCCUGGAGGAAGGAGGCGGAGCAGGGUUCAGCCUGGAAAGAUGCCAAGCUGUCCUUCGCCAACCCGCUGUACAAUUACCCCCCUGAUGCUUAUAGUGCUGACUGCAAAAGCUCUGAGGCAUAAAAACAAUGGACCUUACAUAUCGACACUGGAGUGCAUGUGGGUCAAACAGUGUGUGCACAUACUUGAUCAGUUUGUCUUGACCUGCCGAGGAGCCAAGUUUAAACAACGUGAAGAGGAAGAAAGUUUAGAUACAUUGCAAGGAAGUAUUUGAAUGUCAGUUCUGAUACACUGCUGUUGCUUUUUGAUUGACAACUAAAUAAUUAAUUCAUCAAAUUAAUGAUGUGAUACCCCCCCGCAACCCAUCUGGCACUAAAAGGGAAGCACACUAAUCCAUGACUAAAACAAAUUUUCUCCAUAUAAAUACCAUUAAAUGUAGUUUAAAAAGUAAAGAGGUGAACAGUUUCUGCAGGAGUUCUGCUCUAUGCAACACUACGAUUUUAUAAGUUAAGAUAAAGUCAAUUAAUGAUCAAUCAGAUGAACUUGGAUCACUAUAAAUUACAAUCAAUAAAUCUGCAUUUCUUCUCUUGUUUCAGCUUCAAAAAAAUGUGAUAAAAGAUUUAAAAAACACUGUUUUAGGGAGGAAAACCUUUAUAAUUCACAUUUUUGGGAAAUACGCCUAUUUGUUUUCUUAGUUUAGCAUAAAGACCGGAGGAAAGGGGAAACAGCUCCCACUAGCACCUCUAAAACUCACUAAAUAAAACUGUUUUGAUUAAUCUGUACAAAACCCAAAGUGUAAAAGCAACAAGUUACUGUUUUACAGGCUGUUAUAUGACGUGUGUAUAUGACGAAAAGAGUAUUUCUUGGCCAGGAGCAGUAACUUCCUGAAGAUGUUUCCAAUGUUUCCUUUAUGCUAAGCUAAGCUAAUCAGCAGCUUCAUAUUUAACAGGGACACAUGAGAGUGCUAUCGAGCAUAUAUCCCAACAUUUUAGACUAUUCGUUUAAAUAGUCGAAGAUAUUGGGGGAGACAAUAAAAUAAAUUGUCCAUUUUUACAUAGAAAAAAGGUUAAAUCUUAAAAUCCAGCAGUACAUGCGUCACAAUGGGCAUUAGAACAGUACUUUAACUUGCAGAAAUGGUUGUGGGUGCCCUGUGCAUGGUGAUUAAAGGUUUUCUUUAGUGCUGGCAAAAGCAGAAAACAUCCAGUUCAUCGAACUGAAACACACAGAGCCUCCGAAUGGAGUCCUGACUUCAUUAGUGAUGCUUUCUAAUCCCCACAAGUGCAAAUAAAAUAGUUUGCCCCUGUUUUAUUUGCAAAUUAAAAUCCAUUACAAGUCAGAGUCCUGCAACUGCUCUGUGUGUGUGUGUGUGUGUGUGUGUGUGUGUGUGUGUGUGUGUGGCGUGAACUGACUCUCUUGUAAUAACCAGCAUGGAGCAGAUGGGAUCAUAAACAGCACAGUUAAACCAGUCUGUUAUAAAUUUCACGAGUGUUCAAUCAUGGCUCCUCUCAGCUGACAUGCCAGCAUAAAUGUCCUCCUCGUAUUUGACAGUCAACACGAUGAUUUAAAAGAUCAGGCCUUGUUCUGAAUAGAGAGCAGCCUCCUUCUUAGCAUCAUACUGAUAAUAUUUCUCUUUAAAAAAUAUGGUUAUUUCCUUACUUGCCAAGAGUAAUGUGAGAAUAUUGAUGCCACUCACUUAUCUGUCUGUCAAAUAUGAAGCUAUAUAUCUAGCUUCCGGUUAGAUUAGCAUAAAACCUGGAAAAUGGCUGCCUUUAUCGGCACCCCUAAAGCUCUAACUUUACAUUUAGAAACAAGAGUGGUAUUGAUCGUCUCUGUAAAUGUCUUAAGUAUUUCUUUAUAAUCAUGUUAGGCAAUACAAUUAUAUCUAGUCUUCUGUCGUUGCAGCGGACUGGAUCUGUGCAGUGUCAGACUUAAACUGAAUCGAUAGAGGAGGAAAGAAGAGGUCACACUGUUGACUGUUUGUCAGUGUAUUAACACAGAUAUCUUAGACUACAUGUACUGAAUUUGGAUGAAACCAAUAAAAACAUAAUGUGAUUAGCAUUUUAUUUUAUCCCCUAGAUUAAUACUGACCCAUAAUUCAAUUUUGACAUGUCAUGGGAGUAAAAGCAAAGGUGUAAAUAUAAGAUUAAUGAUGAGUCCUGAUAUUGUGACUGAAGGCUUACUGGGACACUUGAGUGGAGCCUUUAUUAAUGGUAUUAGUAAAACCUGUGUUUAGCCUACUGUGAUUAAUUAAAUAUUAAUCUUAUUAGAUACAGAUGGCCUGUUUUUUUUAUGGUACUUCUGGCUUUUUCAGUGAGUUGGGGCAAUGAUAAACCGAUGCAGUCUCCAUCCCAUUUAUUAUAAAUGUCAGGUAAAGUUGUUUCUGAGAGUCUGCACUUCGUCAAAAACACAUCAAAACACUCCCAUUCCUUCAUAUUGGUCCAAGUUCAAGUUAUGAAUCCUUAAUUUUUAGGCUGUGGAUGAAUGCAAUCUCCAGUGUCAUUACUGUUUAUUGUCGUUCUCCAUCACUCGAGAGUCUCUGCUGAGUCUGUCGGUGGAUUCUGGGGCAGAGAUUUAUCAGAGGGCCACUGGAUCAAUUUCAGCCUUUGAGCUGCUCCAACUGUUUUAUUUUUUGUGCCCUCGCCUUACAUUGGCUUUUUCCUCUGACAUUCUGCCCUCCAAGCUAAAACGAAACUACAUAUGGGGACAGCUCAUUGAAAAAAUGUCCCAUUGGACCGCCGAAGACAAAAGCCCAUUGCUCUUAAGGUCCAUUUUUUUCUAAAUAUCUGAUCAGAAUCUGAUUUUGACCUUUUAUUAUAAAAGUAUUAUGACAUAGAAAUGUAAAUUCCAUGAAAACAGAACGUAAAAUUGUGAAAAAACAACUAGUAAAACUAACAUUAAAGCAGGAGGUAUAGCUACAAGAGUAACAACAUUAAAAUAUCAAUUUUAAUGUUGCUAAGCUACUUUAAAUCACAUAUUUUAUGUACUGAAUUAUAAUACAUUAAUUUUAAUAUAGUGUAAAUAUUAUCAGUAGACAAAAAGACAGAAAAAAGGAUGUAGAUAAGUGUCAGAGAGAGAUCGAAGGGGAAGCUAGCUGGACAUAGCUAUCCGGAGCUAAAGCUAAAGCUACAUUUUCUUAACUGAACUAUAAUCUGUACUAAUUUUAAUGAACCAACAUUUUAAUAAAAUCAGUGUGUUAUUUUACACAAUGAUUGAGUACAUCACUAACUGCCCACUCAGCCUUUAAGUCUACAAUGGAGAUAAAUGUAUUAUUGAGUUCAAUAUACUGUACAUAUUAUUGGUAGACAGACAUUUAAUCCCUAUUGACUCUAACUAUUGACUGUAAAUGAUCAAA
This is a messenger RNA of Morone saxatilis (striped sea-bass), 8823 nucleotides long. RefSeq names its product MAM and LDL receptor class A domain containing 1 (gene malrd1). Lineage: Eukaryota; Metazoa; Chordata; Actinopteri; Moronidae. Gene Ontology annotation, cellular component: membrane. The coding region runs from base 123 to 5594 and encodes 1823 amino acids. The record is from RefSeq and is a predicted model, not a curated record. Gene Ontology annotation, molecular function: protein binding. The transcript has 33 exons.